Molecule: messenger RNA, 879 nt
Organism: Malaya genurostris
Lineage: Eukaryota; Metazoa; Arthropoda; Insecta; Diptera; Culicidae
Exons: 2
Coding region: 52-750 (232 amino acids)
Source: RefSeq, a predicted model, not a curated record
UUGCUAUUCCAAACAAGUUUUCAACCCAACAGCGUUAGCAUACGGGAGUGGAUGGUAGCGGAGGAUGGAAGCUUGGUUCAAUAUUUGACUGGAAUGGUCAAAAAUGCGAACCAUCCGCGCUGGAACGGCGGCAUUCGUGUUCGGUACCCGGCAACGUUUAGAGUUCUACUUGGUAGUGUAACUUUAGGCAAGUUCAGCAAAACCGAAAUGAAGAUUGUGUUCGUGUGUGGUCUUCUGAUGCUUUGUGCCCUAUCCACCAGGGCGGCACCAUGGGGUAGCUUCAAUUUCAACAUCCAGAAAAACUACGACGGACCGAACCUAACCGACAUGAUCUCGGGCCUCAUUCGUCAGAAAGUGGAAUUCAAAAAUCGGCUCUGGCAGUCUCUGAUGGAUAUUAAAAAUCGUAGCUUUAGCUACACCUACAACUCCAACGGUCACAGUAGCUGGCCGUACAAAAAGACCAUCACCAUCAACUCCAACUACGGCCCUGGCAAGGGCACUUCCAACGGGGACUGCGACAAACCGGAUGAGCAAACAACGCAGCCACCGAUUCCGGAAAAGAAAACCGCUGCCCCACUGGUCGAGCUCGAAAAGACAUUCGAGUUCAACACUUCGAAGGGAACUGGUUCAGGAACUAGUCAGUAUUUACCACCGGGCUCCGGGAGCUCCAGCAAUGGUGCCGAGGCGUCUGCCAGUUCCGACAGUGAAUUCGUUGACAUCAGUGAGUUACAGAGACAGAACAGUGUUUGAUUGGAGGAAUCAAUGAACUCAAGUACGCGAGAGAGAUUGACUGAACUGUAUUUUUCGUGGUGGUGCUUUACAGGAUGUUGCAUUAUUAUGUGAUUUAUACAGGAUUCUGCAAUAAAAUUUGGAAUGGAA